Molecule: messenger RNA, 4537 nt
Organism: Dama dama (fallow deer)
Lineage: Eukaryota; Metazoa; Chordata; Mammalia; Artiodactyla; Cervidae
Gene: SGTB
Product: small glutamine rich tetratricopeptide repeat co-chaperone beta
Exons: 11
Coding region: 190-1104 (304 amino acids)
Biological process (GO): post-translational protein targeting to endoplasmic reticulum membrane
Cellular component (GO): TRC complex; membrane
Molecular function (GO): protein binding; molecular adaptor activity
Source: RefSeq, a predicted model, not a curated record
AGGAGUGGGCUGAGGGGCGGCGGCGGUCUGGGAGCCGGGGAAGUUUGGGCCACCUCUGGCGGCGGUGCUGCGCUCCGGAGCCAGGCUGAAGCCCGGAGAACCAGGGGGCAGGCGGACACACUUACGGACGCCCUCGGGCCGCUGCCACCGUUUCGCAUCCUCUUCCCUGGAAAAGUUUAAGCUUUAAACAUGUCAUCCAUCAAGCACCUAGUUUAUGCAGUUAUUCGUUUCUUACGGGAACAAAGUCAGAUGGAUGCUUACACCUCAGAUGAGCAAGAAAGUUUGGAAGUUGCAAUUCAGUGCUUGGAGACAGUUUUUAAAAUCAGUGCAGAAGAUACACAUCUAGCAGUUUCACAGCCUUUGACAGAAAUGUUCACAAAUUCCUUCUGUAAGAAUGACAUUCUGCCUCUCUCAAACUCAGUGCCUGAAGAUAUGGGGAAAGCUGACCAAUUAAAAGAUGAAGGCAAUAAUCACAUGAAAGAAGAAAAUUAUGCUGCUGCGGUGGAUUGUUACACACAAGCGAUAGAAUUGGAUCCAAAUAAUGCAGUUUAUUAUUGUAACAGGGCUGCUGCUCAGAGUAAAUUAGGUCACUACACAGAUGCAAUAAAGGAUUGUGAAAAAGCAAUAGCGAUUGAUUCAAAGUACAGCAAGGCCUAUGGGAGAAUGGGGCUGGCCCUCACUGCCAUGAAUAAAUUUCAAGAAGCAGUUACAAGUUAUCAGAAGGCAUUAGAUCUUGACCCUGAAAAUGAUUCCUAUAAAUCAAAUCUGAAAAUAGCAGAACAGAAGUUAAGAGAGGGAUCUAGUCCUACAGGAACUGGACUGAGCUUUGACAUGGCUAGCUUAAUAAAUAAUCCAGCCUUCAUUAGUAUGGCAGCAAGUUUAAUGCAGAAUCCUCAAGUACAACAGCUAAUGUCAGGAAUGAUGACAAAUGCUAUUGGGGGGCCUGCUGCUGGUGUUGGGGGCCUAACUGACCUGUCUAGCCUCAUCCAAGCGGGACAGCAGUUUGCUCAGCAGAUACAGCAACAGAAUCCUGAACUCAUAGAGCAACUUAGAAAUCACAUCCGGAGCAGGUCAUUCAGCAGCAGCGCUGAAGAACACUCCUGACCUGACCGGGGCCCCUCACCCAGAAUGCAGUUGGUGAUGGCUCUCAAGUGUCUGCUGUAGAUAGUGGCCAAAACAAAAACAAAUCUAAAACAUAAUCUGUCUAGACAAUAGGUGUGUCACAAACAGAUAACAUGACUAUGUUAUGUUGACUUGACCAUAACAUGAUUCCUUUGUAAGCAGGUGAUCAGUAGCCUUGUUAAGUGCCAGUUAUAGCACUUAACUGGACACGGUUCCAUUUUCACAUCUUCAUUGUAUUUGUAUACUAGACUUAAUAGCAGAGUAUAUUUAUUGAACAGUAGGGCUGUUUACUGGUGAGUUCUCUAGCACCAAAAUCCCAUAAGCAAACUUUUUGAAAGGGGAGAUAACUAAGAGGAAAGGAUUCUCAUGCUGAUUUAGGAGAAAUAUACUUGCCACUGAGUAGCGUCUUUGGAGAAGAAAUUCGUUCCUGGGUUUAGCUUUGAUAGUGCUAUCAGUAGUGAAGAUAUGACAGGGGCCAGUACUGUCUUUAAUGCUGCUUCUUUUGUUGGGUGACAAAAUCUUAAGAGCUGGUAGAAAGCAGUAUUCGGUGUUGUUUAGAAAAGGAAAAAAUAGAUGCUGUGAAUGUAUAGAAAGUGAAUGCAGGGUGCUCAGGUUCUUUGCAUAGUUCUUAACUAAUCUUGCCUACAGUUUGGUAUAGAUAACAUUAGCAUGGCCACUUAUGCUAAGUACAUAAUAAAAUACAUUUAGAAAUCCUUAAUAAUAUUGGUUAGGUCAGUUGUAUAACUAUUCAAUUCCACUAGCACAGUUUAUCUAGUGACCUUACCAUGGAAACUUUCAAAUAUAUCUACAUUUAAAUAAGCCAAUAGCUUGGCCCUUAAGGAUUUCCUAAGUGGCAUUUAAUUAUGUGCCUGCAGACACUGAUUUUUUAAACUUGUAAUUAUUUGAUGGGUUACAAAAAGUAUCUGUCAUUAACACUUCUUGUUCAUGUUCAUCCUCUGCUAUAAUUUGGCUUGGCAUGUCAACUUUUAUGCUUCUUCUUAAUUUGAUGCAGCUUAAACAUAACAGGGGACUUGAAAUAUUGUACUGAAAUUAGAAUACAUAUUAGUUAGUGAAGAGAAGUGGCAUUAAGUAUUGGAAUGUCUUUAACUAGAGUGAUGGAUGAAACUGUUCUAAUUCCAGUUGAAAUUUCUUUGGUUUGUUAAUUAUACAAUUGGUAAAGCUGGUGGACACAUAAUGAAUUUCACAAAUGUUGUGAAAGAAAACUAAAACAGUAAUACAAAAUUAAAUCAGUAAUACUGAUGACUGAUUUAAUUUUGUAUUACUAUAACUCUUCAUCUCAAAAGGCUAAUUACUUGGUAUCUUAAAAUUUAAAAACCUACUUUCCCUUCUUUCCCUUUGUUGGAUUAGAACAGUUCAAUAAUUUUAUUAUAAGAAUCAGCUUGGAAUUCAUUAAAAAAUCCAGAUUCAGGGGCAUACUUUUCAACUUUAUCAGGUCCUAUAAUGAGGUCUGGGAAUCACCAUUCCACACAGCACACCAAGUGAUUCUGAUCUAGGUCCCAAGGGCUCUAAUUUGAAAGCAACACUAGGUUAGAGAUGUCUCCUCUUUUAGGUCAGCAAAUAUCUAAAAUGCCUGGGCUCAGGAUACAAGGAAGAGCUACAUGAACCUACAGUUCUUUUCCAGGGAAAAUUAGGACUUCAGCCUUCUGAAUUGUCUCCUAUAUUGCACUUAAAUGAACUUGGGUGGUGAUCUAGUGGUUAAGACACCAUACUUGCAAUGCAGAGGAUGCUGGUUCAAUCCCUAGUCAGGGAACUAAGAUUCUGCCAGCCUAUGGUGUGGACAAAAAAAAAAAAAAGUCAAUUCUUGCUGGUGUUGCAUAAGAAAAGGUUCCUAGCAUAAUUAUCUUGAAUGCAUUACAGAUGCUUUCAAAUUGAUAAAACUGGUAAGCCUCUGAGUAGGAAAAUAAAGAGAACAUGAAUCAACAGUAAGAGAAGUGAAAGAAGGGAUAUCACUGCAGAUCAUGUAGACAAUUAGAUAAUUAGAAAAUACUAUGAUCAACUGUAGGUCUAUAUCCAUGAAACAGGCAAAUUCUUUAAAGAUACAAACUACCAUAACUCACUGGAGAAAUAAGGUACCUCUGGAAAACCACAGGCCCAGACAAUUUCAAUGGUGAAUUCUACCAAACACUUAAUACUAAAUCUACACAAUCUCUUCCAGGAGAAGAGGAAACACUUCCCAACUUCAUUUUAUUUUGCCAACUUUGAUACAAAAUCAGACAUUAUAAGCAAAAAUACUUACAAUGUCUUUACUAAUAUCUGUAGGUAAAGUAGCCAUUCUUUUUACAUGAAGGAAUGUGAAUUGGUUGUAUUUCUUCCAUUUCAUUUUUCUAGUUUGUUUCUUUUCUAAUGUAUCUCCCAUAACACAUCUAGGUAAUGUAUCCACUUACCUGGAUUUCCAUUCUAUUCAAGCCACUUUUGCUUUUUAAGUACUUUCAUCACUUGGAAAUUACUUCAUUGCAUGCUAUUUCAAGAAGGUUUUGUGUAGCUGUAUUGUGUUAGCUACUCUUAAAAUUAUAAAGAAUGCUCCAAAAGUUAUUUUGCUUGUCUGAAACAAGAGGGCAUUAAAGUAAAUCUUUAUAUACACUCUACUUAGGAAUGAUUGAUUUCCAUUAACCACUUUUCUUUAUAGUAGCUGUAAUUGUUAUGAUGCUAUGUAAAAUUUUUUAUUGUUGUUCAGUCACUAAGUCGUGUCUGAUUCUUUGUGAACCCAUGGACUGUAACACGCCAGGUUCCUCUGUCCUUCACUAUCUCUUGGAGUUUGCUCAACUUCAUGUCCAUUGAGUUGGUGAUGCUAUCUAACCAUCUCAUCCUUUGCUGCCCCCUUCGCCUUUUGCCUUCAAUCUUUUCCAGCAUCAGGGUCCUUUCCAUUGUAAAUGUAAAAUUUACAAUGUCCUUUGUAUGCAAAUAACAUUUCUACUUAAUGUACCAAAUUGUUUAUCUAAUUUUUAUAAUAUGGUUUAAACAGAUCCUAAGAUGACAUUAUGUAACCUUUACUUAAGGAAGGAACAAUAUGUGUCUAGGUUAUUGCUUAUAAAAAAGGGAGUCUUUGUAACUAAGUCAAAUUAUAUAGCAGAAUCCCAAAUGACCAUCAUAUGUUACUUUUAAAAUUUGAAUGGAAUGAAACAGAAGGUUCAGUCAUGAGAAGACACCUUGAAAGCUACUGAAGUAUCCAGUGCAGGGGCUAUAAAGUCUUAUUUCAUCAUUUAAUCAAUUGUACUCAUUUUGGAGAAAAGACUGUCUCUGGACAAAGACAAUUUUACACUGCUUGCACUUUAUUUUGCACGGACGUUUCAUUAAUUACCUCUUCAAUUUAAGGGCAAAUCUCAUUCUGAAUACAGCUUUCAUUUUGGACCAAACAAUUUGUCAUGGCAAUAAAUAAUUAUGCAUUUAAGAAAAA